Molecule: messenger RNA, 267 nt
Organism: Penicillium soppii
Lineage: Eukaryota; Fungi; Ascomycota; Eurotiomycetes; Eurotiales; Aspergillaceae
Exons: 2
Coding region: 1-267 (88 amino acids)
Source: RefSeq, a predicted model, not a curated record
AUGUUUUCUAUCACAUUAGGCGCGAGGGCAGAGCAGAACCCGUUCUCUACGGAGCUAGCAGCCAUAGCACAUGUGUUGAAAAUGAUAGUGGGAAUCAAGGACUACAGGAUUACGUUGCUCACAAGCAACAAAGCGGCGGUGCUCACGCUAAGGAACCCCCGACGACCGUCUGGCCAGGAGUUUAUCCCUACUACCGAUGACAACAAGCUGUUAGGUCUGGCUAAAGAACAGGCCAGAACUGCAACACAAGAAGAUGCUCUCCCAUAA